This is a messenger RNA of Arabidopsis thaliana (thale cress), 361 nucleotides long. It is a transcript of the gene LCR86, whose product is annotated as low-molecular-weight cysteine-rich 86. The transcript is spliced from 2 exons. The coding region runs from base 35 to 292 and encodes 85 amino acids. Gene Ontology annotation, cellular component: extracellular region. NCBI's taxonomy places the organism in Eukaryota, Viridiplantae, Streptophyta, Magnoliopsida, Brassicales, Brassicaceae. The record is from RefSeq and is marked reviewed.
UAGCUAUUAGCUAGUGACACCUCAAAACAAAAAAAUGCAGAACCAGAAACAUUCACAUAUACUGACUGCCAUAACAAUUGUUCUCUUGUUUGCGAUGGCCGCUAAAAUAAACGCUAUUGACGUUCAUGACGCCAUGUGUUAUCGGUCCGAGUGUACAAGCGUAUGUGAUCAGAUUUGCUUAAGCCACGGGUAUACAAAUGGAUGGUAUUGUGGAACAUUUAGACUCCACACUGGAUGUUGUUGUCUCAAGAAGAAAGAACUCAACCAAAUAAUAUCUCCAUCGAAAAACUAAUAUCCAUCUUGUUUUUUUUCUUUGUAUACGAAGAUUUAAAUGGUAUUGAUACACAUUUAUAAUAUGAAG